UCGAACAAUAGCAAAAUGAAGCUUCUAACAAUUGCGGUAUUCGCGGUUCUCUGCGCCGUGGUCGCUGCCAGGCCCAAUGGCUUUGGUUGGGAACGCUACCACGGAGGCUGGGCAGGAAAUGUUCAGCGUGGCGGCUGGAAUGGCAACGCUGAUCAGUGGCAUGGUAACUCAGGUAGCUGGGGCAACAAUUUGGAUCAUGGCCGCUGGAAUCGUAAUGGGGACAGAUGGCAUGGCAACUUUGGCGGAUGGCAUAGCGAUGUGAACGGUUGGCAUAGAGACGAGGGCUGGGAACAUCAUAACAAGCAUGAAAUUCGCACUGAACAUCCGCCAGCACCGCCAAGCACCCCAGAACCUCCAGUGGAAUCGGAGCCUACUCAGGGUCCAGUAGAAUCAACGCCUGAGGAACCUCAAACGCAAUCCACCCAGGCCCCGGAAGAGUCUACCCCGGAAACGCCAGAGAAAUCUACCCAAGCACCAGAAGAAUCUACUCCUGAUGUACCUGAGGAGACUACCCCGGCGCCAGAAGAGCCCGUAGAAACCACUAAAACCCCAGAGGAACCAGAGGAUUCAACAACCGAAGGUUCGGGUGACACUGACGAAACCACUCAGGCACCAGAAGACCCAACUGAGACUACCCAGACACCCGAAGAGCCUGAGAAGUCAACAAAGGUACCCGAAGAACCGACAGAAACUACACAGGCACCAGAAGAGCCUGAAGUGUCUACCAAGGGAACAGAGGAGCCUGAGGAGUCAACCAAGGCACCCGAAGAGUCUACCCAGGCACCCGAAGAGCCUGAAGUGUCUACCAAGGGAACAGAGGAGCCUGAGGAGUCUACUAAGGCAACCGAUGAACCGACAGAAACUACACAGGCACCGGAAGAGCCUGAAGUGUCUACCAAGGGAACACAGGAGCCUGAGGAGUCAACCAAGGCACCCGAGGAGCCGGUCGAGACUACCAAGGCACCCGAAGCAUCAACGACCGAGGGUUCCGGCGAAUCCGCUGAGUCAACGACUGAAUCAGUGGAGGGCAGCGGAUCGGCAAGUGCAUAAGUACUCCCUUAAAAGCAGAAGUAGGAAUUUAAUUAUAAGUUCGAUGUAACGUGAGGAUAGCAAAAGAAGACAAUUGAAAACCAAGUGUUGGUUUUUUGUAUUAUUAAGGAACGAAAUGAUAUGUUAUUAUAAGUAGUUGGUUUUAUUCUAAUUAUACGAUUGAUAAAUCACACAUUCUACUUUUGACUACUUUUCAAAAAGGCACUCGAAAAGAUUAAAGCAAAGAA
Drosophila virilis is the source of this 1277-nucleotide messenger RNA. It is a transcript of the gene Fst, whose product is annotated as Frost. The record is from RefSeq and is a predicted model, not a curated record. NCBI's taxonomy places the organism in Eukaryota, Metazoa, Arthropoda, Insecta, Diptera, Drosophilidae.